UCUUGCCUUUGCAAGACCAGUUGGCUCAGCAAUGGCUCGAACCACGCUCUUCCUCUUGGUCUUCUCUGCGAUUCUUGUGGUCUCCGUUGACGGCGCAACCGUGGAUGUUGGGAUGAACUGGGGCAACAUCGCCUCUCACCCGUUGCCGCCGCCCAUUGUGGUGCAAAUGUUAAAGGAUAACGGUCUUAAAAGGGUGAAGAUCUUCGAUGCCGAUGGCUACACCGUCAAAGCCCUGGCCAAUACUGGGAUCGAAGUCAUGCUUGCCAUUCCUAAUGGAGAGCUUUUAAAUAUGGCUGAGGAUUAUGAACUUGCAAAGGAUUGGGUCGAAGACAAUGUCACUCAAUAUAUAGACACCGUCAAAAUCAAAUAUGUAGCAGUUGGAAAUGAGCCCUUCUUGAAAUCAUACAACAAUACCUUCGUGAAACCCACUUUGCCUGCACUGAAAAAUGUUCAGAGAGCUUUGAACGAGGCUGGCUAUGGCAAGACAAUCAAAGCAUCUGUGCCUCUAAACGGUGACGUUUAUGAAUCGAAAUCAAACUUGCCAUCCGAUGGCGUUUUUCGCAAGGAUGUAAGGGACAUCAUGCAGCAACUGGUGAAGUUUCUGCGUGACAACGAUGCGCCUUUCAUCGUCAACAUCUACCCUUUCCUCAGUCUCUACGAAAACCCCGAUUUCCCCACCGAGUUCGCCUUCUUCGGCAACGGCAAAACCGUCAGAGACAAAGACCAUAGCUAUAAUAACGUCCUCGAUGCAAACUACGACACCUUGCUUUGGGCUUUGAAGAAAGCCGGAGUGCCGGAUUUGAAAAUCAUCAUUGGCGAAAUCGGCUGGCCGACGGACGGAAAUUCGUUUGCCACCAGCAAGAACGCGGAGAGAUUUUACGACGGUUUGUUUAAGAAGCUGGGGACGGGCAAAGGCAGCCCGAUGCGGCCGAAUACAAAAUUCGACAUUUAUCUUUUCGGUCUGCUUGAUGAGGACGCGAAGAGCAUUGCGCCGGGGGAUUUCGAACGACACUGGGGGAUUUUCCGAUUCGACGGGCAGCCGAAGUUUCCGAUAGAUUUCACUGGACAGGGGCAAAACAAGAUGCCAGUGGGGGCAAAGAAUGUCAAGUAUUUGGAAAAAAAGUGGUGCGUUUUUGACAAGGGCGUUAAAGACUUUUCACUUGUGCCUCCUCAAAUGGAGAUAGCGUGUGGAUACGGCGACUGCACCAGCAUCGGCAAAGGCGGAUCUUGCGACGGCCAGAGUAAUAUAACGAAGAUCUCGCAUGCGUUUAAUAUGUUCUAUCAGAUUAAAAAUCAAGAAGAGGAUGCUUGUGAUUUCGAAGGAUUAGCUUUGGUGGUGAAGAAGAAUCCGAGCACCGGGACUUGUUUUUUCCCGAUUCAGAUCGAGAGCGGUGGUUUUAGGGUGGUUGUCGGGUCAUUUGCUACCAUUUUCGCCGGAGUUUUGCACGCUUUCUUAACAUUAUUCUGAUCACCAUUAUCACCCUUGAUAACAGAACUCGAAUAAGAUCACUCAAAGAUUUAAAAAAAAAAAAUUGAAAUAUUUAUUUUUUUAUCGAUUUUGUAAAUAAAAUAAUAUCCGAAUUAUCGAAAAUUGUAGUCUCUAGUGAUCUUGCUGUAA
Mangifera indica (mango) is the source of this 1618-nucleotide messenger RNA. RefSeq names its product glucan endo-1,3-beta-glucosidase 8-like. Gene Ontology annotation, molecular function: hydrolase activity, hydrolyzing O-glycosyl compounds. Gene Ontology annotation, cellular component: plasma membrane. The record is from RefSeq and is a predicted model, not a curated record. NCBI's taxonomy places the organism in Eukaryota, Viridiplantae, Streptophyta, Magnoliopsida, Sapindales, Anacardiaceae. The transcript is spliced from 2 exons. Gene Ontology annotation, biological process: carbohydrate metabolic process. The coding region runs from base 32 to 1468 and encodes 478 amino acids.